AUGGGAAAGGGUGUCCUUCUCCAAAACUUCAAAGAUUCCAGCUCACUCUAUCGUGUCGAGUUCAAAGCCGGACGAACCGAGAUGUGCUACGUGAUGGAAGGGCCGCAGUCGCCAAAGGUAGGCGAUCUCGUCAUUGUUGAGGCAGAUCGCGGUCGUGAUCUUGGGACGGUUAUUGCCGACAGCCUCACUCCUGAUGAGGUGCUUGCUACACUUAGUGAGACAACCGAGGACGACAAAUUCCUGCAUCCCAAAGAUGUGCAUGUCAAACGUCUUUAUCGUAUCGCUACUCCAAAUGAAAUCAAUACUCUGAGUCUUAAGGAACAAGAUGAAGCCAAGGCGCUUGCUGUGUGUCAAACCAAGCUCAAGCAAAAAAACAUGGCUAUGGAAGUUGUCAAUGCAGAAUAUCAAUGGGAUCGACGCAAGCUGACCUUUUAUUUCGUGGCUGAACAGCGAAUCGACUUUCGUGAGUUGGUUCGUGAACUAUUCAAGAUUUACAAGACACGAAUCUGGAUGUGUGCUGUCAAGACGACCGAGUCUAACGAGUAAAGAACAAGAACAAGAUCAAAACACAUUACACACUACACAUUACACACUACACACUACACUUUAAACUUCGAACCUCAUAUACACAACCACAACCAUAACCACAACCACAACCACAUGCACUCUCUGUACCUCUUGUAUCUCUUGUAUACACCUUCUCACCCCAACCCCCACCUUUAACUUUGAGAUUUCUACCCUGCACACCUACAUAUAUCAUAUAUAUAUACACCCACACAAAAAAAACAGACUAAGAAAAAAAAAUAUCGAUUGCCUUAUGAUACAGGUUUUCUAGAACUUAUCCCUUCCCCUCAAUCCAUAUUACCCCUCUUUGUUUCAUCAAACUAGAAUUACCUGACUAGAAUUAAAAAUACAAAUUAAAUUCUGCAAUACCAAAAUACACACACACACACACACACAAUAUAUAUAUAUUAUAUAUUAUAUUAUUAUAUAU
Phycomyces blakesleeanus NRRL 1555(-) is the source of this 994-nucleotide messenger RNA. RefSeq lists its product as hypothetical. NCBI's taxonomy places the organism in Eukaryota, Fungi, Mucoromycota, Mucoromycetes, Mucorales, Phycomycetaceae. The record is from RefSeq and is a predicted model, not a curated record. The transcript has 2 exons. Gene Ontology annotation, cellular component: cytoplasm. The coding region runs from base 1 to 546 and encodes 181 amino acids.